UUGGAGAUGUGACUAGAUUACCUUGGUUGUAGGAGCUGGGGGUGUUAAGCUUGCAGGAGAAAGGGCUCUGGGGCCGCCUCAUUGUGUCCUUCCUGAACUUGAAAAGAGCUUAAAAGCAGGAGGGAGAGCAAUUUUUCAUGGUCUGCUGGUGACAGGACAAGGGGGAAUGACUUUAAACUAAAAGAGGGGAGAUUUAGGUUAGAUGUUAAGAAGAAAUCCUUUACUCAGAGGGCAAUGUGGUGCUGGUGCUGCUGCCCAGAGAAGCUGUGGGCACCCUAUCCCUGGAAGUAUUCAGGACCGGAUUGGGUUGGGCCCUGGGCAGCCUGAGCCAGUGGGGGGCAACCUUAACCAAGGCAGUAAGUAUUGCAAGCUCUGACUUUUGUGGAAGCUGCCUGACUGGGGAUGCUUUUGAAAAUAUUGCCAAGGUCUCAGGGGAGGGAAGUUAAGAUACCAAAUUAUCAUUAUGCUUUUAUCUUUCAAAAUGGAACGAUUAAAUACUAGAGAAGUAGAUUCAUUGCUGAACAGAUCGUUUUCCCUUUCAAAUGCCUUCCACCCUAUUCCUGCUUAAUCCUCUUCUGACAGGGAAAAUGCCUCAUUAAUAUAAGUGCCCUGUGAGUUGAGAGUGAGUGUAGUUCUAUGCCAUGAAAAUGUUUGCUGGUAGUAUUGUGGCACAUGAUCUAAUCAUCAGUGAUGACUAAUUGUCAUGAUUGUGUAAGCUUCAUACCAAAUUUUGCUCACAUAUAAGUUGAAAUGGAUGAAAAGUAGAGGAUGUCUGUUUUAAAAAGCUGAGGUUGGAUGGGGAAAGCUCUGUGUUUCAUGGGUUGGAGAAGAGAGUAGCUCUUCAGGUAUAUGAUCUUCAUAUGGACGGCUUUGUUCCUCAGUGCUGCCUGGGGUAGCAUAUCCUUCCUGCUGCUCACACACGUGGACUGAGCUGCCUGUAAACUGCAUACAACUGAAAAGUUUUUGUAUCACUUUAAUUCAUAGUAAGGAUAAAAUUAUUUGAAGGGGAACCAAUGGUAAAGGCCUUUAAUUGUUUGGAUUGAUGCUGCAUGUAAACUCUUUGCAAUAACCCCUUGCCCAGCUCAUAUCUACAGAAGAUUUUGUAAUCUCCCUCUAAUGUGCUGCUACCUCAUAAUUGAAGACACAAAAUCUGUGUCACCUUUGGAUUGACGUUUGUGUUCAUGCUGUGGUUGUGUUCUCUGCGAUGGCUGGGAGUAAUUCCAGACCAGGCUGAAGGCCAACUAACCAGAGUCAACUUUCUCCUGAGGUUUCUCAACGUUGCACAAGAGAUUUGAAGUAAAAAAAUUUGGAGGCAUGUGACCGUUAAUCUCUUUAGCAGUAAGAGUAAAGUCUAAGCAUCCUGUUGGAAAUGUACUCUGUUCUGUGUUGCUCUUUGUUUCAAUUAACAAGCUUUUCUCCUGCAUAGAUUGGGGGCAUAAACUUCUUUGUGCUCUGUCCAAUUAGAUCAUGCUUGGAAGCUGUCAGCGCUGAUGGUGAGGCAGCCCUCCCCUGCCUUUUUUUCCUGUUGUUCAGUCUGUUGGAUAAUGAAAGAAUUUGCCUGACGGGGUUUGGUAGCGUUUUGUCCUCUAGAUGAAUUACUGCAAGGUAUAGACGACAGUCUUGUGCGUCCAAAAUGCAUUGGAAUGAUUCAACCAACUCAUCAGAAAGUGAUGCUGAAGCUCAUUCUGCCUUUACACAGACUGAGCACAACAUAGUCGCAGCUUACUUAAUAACAGCAGGAGUGAUAAGCAUUUUCAGUAACAUUGUUGUGUUAGGCAUCUUCGUGAAGUACAAAGAGCUUCGGACUGCAACCAAUGCAAUUAUUAUCAACCUGGCUUUCACUGACAUUGGUGUUAGUGGCAUUGGCUACCCUAUGUCUGCUGCUUCAGACUUGCAUGGAAGCUGGAAGUUUGGAUACACAGGAUGUCAGAUCUAUGCUGCCUUAAAUAUAUUUUUUGGGAUGGCGAGUAUUGGUUUGCUCACUGUUGUUGCAGUUGACCGUUACCUGACAAUCUGCAGGCCUGACAUAGGAAGAAGAAUGACUACACGUAACUAUGCUGCUCUAAUCCUGGCUGCAUGGAUCAACGCAGUCUUUUGGGCAUCCAUGCCUACUGUAGGCUGGGCUAGCUAUGCUCCAGAUCCAACUGGAGCAACUUGCACAGUCAAUUGGAGGAAAAAUGAUGUGUCCUUUGUUUCCUACACAAUGAGUGUAAUUGCUGUUAAUUUUGUUGUACCCUUAACAGUCAUGUUUUACUGUUAUUACAAUGUUUCCCGGACAAUGAAACAAUACACCAGCAGUAACUGCUUAGAGAGCAUCAACAUGGAUUGGUCUGACCAAGUAGAUGUAACAAAGAUGUCUGUUGUGAUGAUUGUAGUGUUCCUGGUGGCAUGGUCUCCCUAUUCCAUUGUGUGUUUAUGGUCUUCCUUUGGAGACCCGAAGAAAAUUUCUCCUGCGAUGGCCAUCAUAGCUCCUUUAUUUGCAAAAUCCUCCACGUUCUAUAACCCCUGCAUUUACGUCAUUGCAAACAAAAAGUUUCGGAGAGCAAUCCUGGCAAUGGUGCGAUGUCAAACAAGACAAGAAAUAACUAUAAGCAAUGCUUUGCCCAUGAGUGUUUCUCAGAGUGCACUGACGUCAUAAAGCUCAUUUGAUUUUUUUUUAUUUUUUUUUUUUCUUCAUAGAUUUUUGUGGGAAGGAGUUAAAUCUGGCUUACACUUUACUUUUUGGAAUAACAAUCUGCCUCUUCCAGUCAACUGCUUUCUGUCAAUCACUGCAGUAUCUUUUAGGUUAAAAA
This is a messenger RNA of Coturnix japonica (Japanese quail), 2792 nucleotides long. It is a transcript of the gene RRH, whose product is annotated as retinal pigment epithelium-derived rhodopsin homolog. Gene Ontology annotation, molecular function: G protein-coupled receptor activity. The record is from RefSeq and is a predicted model, not a curated record. Gene Ontology annotation, biological process: visual perception; G protein-coupled receptor signaling pathway. Gene Ontology annotation, cellular component: membrane. Lineage: Eukaryota; Metazoa; Chordata; Aves; Galliformes; Phasianidae.